Messenger RNA from Sclerotinia trifoliorum, 3184 nucleotides. NCBI's taxonomy places the organism in Eukaryota, Fungi, Ascomycota, Leotiomycetes, Helotiales, Sclerotiniaceae. The record is from the annotation of a GenBank genome assembly.
UCCACAUACAUGUACAUAUACACACACAUACACACAUAUAUAUACGCUUAUAAACUUUGAGACAGUACAAGACGAUAAAGAACAGUCAUAAAUAUUAGACGAUAGAAAACUAUAGAAUGUCUUCAAGGUAAAACAUGAAAUACAAAACAAGAUCAAUCUUUAUCAAUCAUCGUGUCGCCUUCCCCUUUAGCUUAACUUCCAUAUCUUUUACCUUAUCAACCUCCUAGCUAUAGGUGUCUACGGACAUCUUCAUACCUAGUUUCAACUUCACUCAAGAUGAAAAUUCUUGACCAAAACCAAUAAUCAGAUUCACCUUAAUUCUGAACUUUGGCAACUCCGCUUUUAUGCGGUAACUCCCAAAUUCCAAUAUAGCUUCUUUUGACCAACAGCCAGCAAGCAACCAAGCAAGCAACCAAGCAAGCAACCAUCAACCAACCACCAACCAACCACCUCAAGUUUUCACACUAAAUCACCAUCAACAUGGAGGUUGAUAAAGAUAAUUGGAAACGGCUUUUGCUUCCAAUUUUGAAGGAUAUCUCAAAUGCCACCUUUGUUUCCUUCGAUCUAGAAAUGAGCGGUAUUACUACACGACCAAAGCAUAGUAACCAGGAGCGGACUCACGAUGUCGGAAAACCCAGCCUCCAACAACAAUAUGAAGAAGUUAAGGAUGCCGCCGAGACUUUCCAAGUUCUUCAAAUUGGUAUUACUUGUGUUGAAGAAGACCGUGACAAGGGCACGCAUAAUAUUCCUAUUCGCCACUCUAUUUCUGCAUGCUAACAAAUUCUAGAUUAUUAUCUUGCUAAACCAUACAAUAUUAACCUCAGUCCAUUAUUCAUUUAUGAUAGAGUCUUCGAUCUUGAUCGCAAGUUCUCUUUUUCUAGUUCUGCUACUAACUUCCUUCAAUCCAAUGGCUUUGAUAUUGGUGCAGUCUUCACCAAAGGUGUCCCUUACUUGUCGGAGCAGGAGGAGGCAGAAACUCGUGAGCGUUAUGAUCAGAGAAUUGAGAGAAAUGCAUCAAUUCCUAGCAUCAUUUUUGAUCCCAGUGAUGUUGGAACAUUAGAGUUCUAUCGAAGAGCUAGAUCGACUAUCACAGAAUGGAUAGAGGCAAAAGAAGUAAGUGAUAUUUGUUAUGGCUUAGUAUAUCCUUUACUGUUCAACCACUUUCUACCACAAUACGUUUCUUUUCAUAUUCGGGCUGGACAUGAGAGUGCUAUAGCAGUGAUAUCUCUAUCAACUGUCAUUCUUGGCAUCUAAAUGCGCUUCCGAAAAUGCAUUACUUUUAUGGAUAAUGUUAAAAUGUUGAUGGGCUACUAUUCCUAGUUACUUGCUAAUAUUAUCUAGCCCAAGAUGGCUUCUGUCAAUGUGGAUAAUCCCAAAGGUCCUCUGAAUGGUUUCCAGCGGAGGUUAGUUCAUCAGCUUGUCCGUAACGAAUUCCCUCAGUGCAGAUGUUUUGCUCGGUUGGAAGGAUCUUUCAUGCAGGUUGAAUUGAUUGAUCCUGAUAGAGAAGCAAAGGUAUGUUUAACUCAUCUCAUUUGGCUGGCUUAUUGCAUAGGGUGUUGAACGACUUUACGUACACCCUUCCCCCAAUAUAUUUGAACCUGGUAUUCGGCAUUAUUAAUAAAUGUAUAGAAAACAAUCGAGCAACUGAAAACGUUCAAUCAACGAAUUGCUCAACAAUCUGGGGCACGAUUUAUUUUUGAAGCACUUUGCGGUGGUGACCUAACAGGUAUCGACCCAAUGUGGUCAUACACGGUUGAUGAAAACAUGCAACCUAACUCUGAUUCUUCGCGCUCCGUCCUCGAAUCUGAACUUGCUGCAGUCACCAAGAAGCUCAAGAAGAAGCAACAUGUUAUUGUCGGUCACAACCUAUUCACUGAUCUUUGCUUUUUAUACAAAACCUUCAUUGGUACUCUUCCAGCUGGUGUAGGAGAUUUUCAAUCUCAAAUUCACUCGCUCUUUCCUUUUGUUAUUGACACAAAGUAUCUUGCAACUUACAAUAGUGAUGCUAUGAAUCCUCGUGUCAACCUCAAAGAGCUGUUAAUCCCAGUCAGUACUACCGUUCCUCUAUUCUGACAUGCAAAUAUCAUCAGAUGUUUCCUACUCCGUAUAAUUAACACUUCUCGAUGGAGCCGGGCUUUCCAUUCUUCCCAACUUUUCUCCUUUAUUGGCAAAAACUAACACACAAAUGUUCUAGUUUCAAAAAGUACACAUGCCUCUCAUCCUUCUUCACGAAAAGCAUAACACUUACGGUGCCGUCAAUGGCAAAUCUCAUGAAGCCGGCUUUGAUAGUGUGAGUAUAAAUCUAAACACUCUUCCUAAUAUUUAAAUAUAUUUGAACCUCUCACAAUAACGCUUCUUGUCCUUCCAAGCAACCAUACCAACGAAUACUAACUCACUAAUUCUAUAGUGGAUGACAGCCGAGCUAUUCGUCAAACUAUCUGCAAAGCUUUAUGCUGAACAGACAGGCCUAAAUCAGGAUGAAAAUAAAACCCAAGUCAAUUAUAGCGAGAUAGAAUAUGACUCAGAUUCCGAUUCCGACGACCAAGAAGGAUCAGGAGGUGCCUCUCUUGCUUCCCCAUCCUCUAAUCCUCCUAAUGUAACAGCAAAUUCAAACUCAGAUGCUCAUCGCCCGGGUGACUGGCACGCUAUGCAACUCAACAACCCUUUCUCGGCGCUUAAUGUUGAAUAUGCAGGAAAAGAAGAGAAGAAGAAAAAGAAAGUGGCGUUUGGGGAUCAGAUGCCUAGACAGUGGAUUCCAGGCUUGGAAGAGACUUUCUGGGAGGUUUAUAGGAAUAAAUUGAGGGUUAAUGCUGUGGAAGGGGGUGUUUGUGAUUUAGGUUCUGGAUUGAACGGAGCGUUGAAUGGUGGGAGGAGUGAAAGGAUUAGAAAGGUGGGGAGGGGUAGGGGUGAUUGGGUUUAAGGUUUUGGAGCUGUGGUGCGGAGGUAGGGGGAGGUGUGAAGGGAGAUGGGGGAGAUGGGAGGAGUGUUGCAUAUUGAAUUUCCUGCGGUUUGAUUUGAUAUGAAGGCUCACGUUGAGAUGAUUUGAUGCAAAUGAACGAACGGAUGAAGUGGCUUCUAAUGCUUUCUGAAGUAAAGGGUGGAAGGGGCAAUGGCAUGAUUUUACAUACUGGACUGAGUAGGCUCUAAUAGAAGAAAUAAAACAGGUAGAUGUGUUACGAAUGAA